Messenger RNA from Arabidopsis thaliana (thale cress), 712 nucleotides. RefSeq names its product SAUR-like auxin-responsive protein family (gene SAUR26). Gene Ontology annotation, biological process: response to auxin. NCBI's taxonomy places the organism in Eukaryota, Viridiplantae, Streptophyta, Magnoliopsida, Brassicales, Brassicaceae. The coding region runs from base 141 to 422 and encodes 93 amino acids. Gene Ontology annotation, cellular component: plasma membrane. The transcript has a single exon. The record is from RefSeq and is marked reviewed.
GUUUCAACUCACUCACAGAUCUAUAUAUACAGAAGAAACGAAGUCUUUUAACAUCAUCAACUUACAAGCAAUCUAGAAUCUCUCUCAUUUGUAUCCAUACAUCUUCACAAGCUUCAAGAAUCAAACUUCAAGACAAGAAAAUGGCUUUGGUGAGAAGUCUCUUUAGCGCAAAGAAGAUUCUUGGCGGUUCUUUAGUAAAAACAAGCAAGGCACCGCCAAAAGGGUUUCUUGCAGUGUACGUCGGCGAGAGCCAGAAGAAGCAGAGACAUUUUGUACCAGUCUCAUACUUGAACCAGCCUUUGUUUCAAGAUCUUCUAAGCAAAUGUGAAGAAGAGUUUGGUUUUGAUCAUCCGAUGGGCGGCUUGACAAUCCCUUGUCCUGUAGAUACUUUUAUCAGUAUAACAUCUCAGCUCCAAGGAUGAAGAUGAUGAUGAUCCAACAAAAAUACAUUAACAAUUUUUUUUUUUUACUCAAACUAGAGAUGGAGGAGUAUUCCAUGUGAAUAGAUAACAUUUUUUUCUCCUCUUUCCUAUUUGAUAGAGUUUGUUCUAGACGAUUAGAAAAUUUCGAAUGUGAUUGCCGUUUUUGUAUAACAAAGAUCAAAUCAUUUACAAGUUGCGGUAGCUUUUUGCUUGAUCCAAUUGUUCAACGAGUAUGAAACAAACUAAUCAAAGAUAUCACUUGACGACUUAGCAAUCUAAAUAUCAGUUAU